Saccharomycopsis crataegensis is the source of this 759-nucleotide messenger RNA. RefSeq lists its product as uncharacterized. Gene Ontology annotation, molecular function: RNA binding. The record is from RefSeq and is a predicted model, not a curated record. Lineage: Eukaryota; Fungi; Ascomycota; Saccharomycetes; Ascoideales; Saccharomycopsidaceae. The transcript has 3 exons. The coding region runs from base 1 to 759 and encodes 252 amino acids.
AUGAGUUCAGGAAACACGCUUUACAUCACUGGUUUUUCCUCUGUGGUCAAAGCAAUCGACUUGGCACCACAUUUCGAUAAGUACGGGGAAGUACGCCGUGUUGAUAUCCCACCACUUAAAAGCCCUGAUGGUCCCCCAUUUGCGUUUGUGGAAUACAAAUCCGCCGAAGAUUGUGAAAAGGCCCUCGAUGAUUUGCUCAAGAAUCCGGUCGUUUUACCAGAAGAAGAAAGAUACGUUCCACCAUCAGGACGUUCUUUCCUUAGACCUGGGGACGAAAGUGGUGAAGCGGUUGAAGGAUCACUUGUGAUUCAGAUGGCAAGAACCAACCCACGUCCAAGAGGAUCCAGACCUCCUUAUAGAAGAGGCGGGUAUGGGUACGAAAGAAGAGACGACUAUGACAGAAGAGAUGAUUAUGACAGAAGAGGUGGUUACGAAAGAAGAGGUGGUUACAGAGAUAGAGGCUACAGCGAUCGUCCUCCAAGAAGAGAUGAUUAUGACAGAAGAGGUGGUUACGAAAGAAGAGGUGGUUACAGAGACAGAGGUUACAGUGAUCGUCCUCCAAGAAGAGAUGAUUAUGAAAGAAGAGGUGGCGACUAUGAAAGAAGAGGUGGCGACUAUGAAAGAAGAGGUGGUGAUUAUGACAGAGAUGGCGGAAGAGAAAGACGCGAAGAUGGUUACAGAUCACCAAGAGGAGAUUAUGAGAGGGAAAGAAGUCCAGUGAGAGAACAACGCUCUCCAAGAGAAGAUUACCAGGAGUAA